Molecule: messenger RNA, 9532 nt
Organism: Erpetoichthys calabaricus (reedfish)
Lineage: Eukaryota; Metazoa; Chordata; Cladistia; Polypteriformes; Polypteridae
Gene: nbeal1
Product: neurobeachin-like 1
Exons: 56
Coding region: 375-8537 (2720 amino acids)
Biological process (GO): intracellular protein localization
Cellular component (GO): membrane; cytosol
Molecular function (GO): protein kinase binding
Source: RefSeq, a predicted model, not a curated record
GCAACACAAGGUCGCCACAUCUCCGCCGUAAAGCGUCCGCAAGUGUCGCGAGGCGGUGAGAAUAAUAACAAGAGGAGCGCAGUGGGGAAGGCGAGCUGGGCGGCAGUGGUAGCGGUAGCGGCGCAGCACAGCCGAGGAGACGGAGCGUCACGGGACGGGGACACGACAGGACAAGCGGCGGCACUGCGCCCCGGACAGCGGCCACCUCAGGGAAUGUGACUGCUGGACUGGUCCCGCCACCCCUACUGCUGAGACCCUUCACUGCCGGCCAGUGAGUCCAAACGGGCACUGCGGGUGCAGAGUGGAAGACGCGAGACCUGCCAUGAAUGUUGCCGCACCCUGAGACGAAUGCUUGAUUUGCCUGCUGGGUAAAAAUGGCAUCGACGGAGAGGCUGUACGAGCUGUGGAUGCUCUACUGCAGUAAGAAGGAUGUCGGGUAUCUGAAGCUCUGGCUGGAGAUCUACGUCGGCGCCUACGAGAAGUGCCUGGAUGUGGACUUCGAGAAGCCACCCACGAGGCUCGACGAAGUUCCCCCAGUGAUGUCUUUACUACCAGACAACAUGUUGCAGGUUUUGAGACACCAACUCCUUCAAUGUGUCCAGAAGUUGUCCGAUGGCCUGGAGGAAGAGCAGCAGACCUUGGCUUUGCUCCUCGUCAAGUUCCUCAUCAUCGUCUGCAGAAACCUGUCGAACGUAGAGGAGAUUGGGACGUGCUCAUUCAUCAACCAUGUGAUCACUAUGACAACGCUGUAUAUCCAGCAGCUAAAGAGCAGGACUAAGGAAAAGGAGCUGGCCGACCAGACUGUCGCUGAGGAGUUUGUCCGUCACACGCUGACCUUCUGUGAAAGUCUCUAUGACCCAUACCGUAACUGGAGACGCCGCGCUGCUGGUGAGGUGCUCAGUCCAACAGAGAAAAGUCGUCAGAAACACAAGGCUGCUCCCCUGACGCUGGAGUUUGUCCCCUUCUUCUAUCAAUGCUUCCAGGAGAGUGAGCACCUGAAGGAGAGUCUCAAGUGUUGUCUGCUGCAUCUGUUUGGGGCCAUCGUGGCGGGCAGUCAGCGCAACGCUCUGCAAGCGAUUUCGCCGGCCACUAUGGAUGUCCUGAUGAGGCUUCUGGCAGAUUGCGACUCCCAGGAGGAUCGGGACCCCGACGACAUCAGCCGGAAAGCGGAGCUGACCCUGCUGUGCCUGACGGAGGUGGUGCAGGUGCUCCUGUCCAGCAGCUCUGACCAGCGGCAGGUGGAGAUCAGCACGAUCAUGGAGAACUACUUCAAGCUGUUAAACUCGGAUGCCUCCAUGCUGCCGGCCAAGGCCAAGUCCAGGCAGUGGGAGAACCACUUCAUCGCACUGCAGAUUCGGAUGCUGAACUCCAUCACGGACAUGUUCAACUGCUCCGACCGGCCGGUCCUCCAAGCCGUCUACCUCAACAGCAACUGUUUUGAGCAUCUCAUCCGUCUGCUGCAGAACAGCAAGCUGCUUGUAAAUGCUCGAUGUAACUCGGCCGACAAGACUGAGAAAGAUCUUGCCAACCAAUUACUGACAGAGGCCCAGGUACUUCAUGGACGGCUGGAUUGUCUGGCAAUCUCGGCAAUCAAGACCCUUACCACGGUGAUGCUGAAGUCCCCAGCUGCUAAGGAAGUCUUUAAAGAGAGAAUUGGCUACACACACUUGCAUGAAGUGUUGAAAUCUCUGGGUCAGCCAUCACGGGAGCUGCUGCAGGAGCUGAUGAACAUGGCUGUUGAAGGUGACCACACCUCUGUUGGCCUCCUGGGAAUCAGCAAUGUUCAGCCUCUGCUGCUGCUCAUACGCUGGCUGCCGGACCUCGUCUCACAUGACCUUCAGAUUUUCAUUUCUGACUGGCUAAAAAGAAUCUGCAGCAUCAACCGCCAGAGUCGCACCAUCUGCGUCAAUGCCUCUAUGGUCAUCUGCCUCCUGGACACCUUGGCCUACCACAGCUGCCUUCAUCGCACGUGUGCCGAGAACCUGAUCAGUCUCCUCGGUUCUUUGGGCAGCCAGUCACUGAGCUCUGUAGAGCUGCGCCAGCUUCUGAGGCUCUUGCGGACAGAAGAAGCCAAGCAGACCCACCCUUAUGUCGUGCCGAUGAUGAGGGCGAUCCUGGGCAUGGCACGCAAGCAAGAGUUUGAGAAUGCACUGCAGUAUUUCGACUUGUCCCCCAGCAUGGCGGGGAUCUCUCUGCCCAGCAUCCAGCGUUGGCCCGGCUAUGCCUUCAGCUUCUAUGCCUGGCUUUGUCUGGAUCAGGAGCAGCAGGUCCCCGGGCUUUUCAGCAAAGGAGGGAAGAGGAAGCAGUUGUACAGUUUUUUUACAGCCAGCGGGACAGGGUUUGAAGCCUUCUUCACCUCUUCGGGGACCUUAGUUGUCGCAGUGUGCACCAAGAAGGAAUACGCGACCGUCAUGCUGCCAGAUCACUGCUUCUGUGACUCCUUGUGGCACUGCAUAGCCGUGGUUCACAUCCCGGGCAAGAGACCGUUUGGUCAGAGUUUGGUUUCCAUUUAUGUCAAUGGGCAGCAGAAGCUGACGACUCCACUCAAGUUUCCACUGAUGAAUGAGCCCUUUACCUCCUGUUGCAUUGGAUCUGCUGGCCAAAGGACCACCACACCGACCCCAACGCAGAUUCCUGACCCUCCAUUCUCUACGCCCACCACUCCUGGACGCACAUCUCUUGGGGGGAUCUUGUCUCCUCCCAUUUGGGGUGGAAGUAUGGGAAAACCGGAGUCCGUGACCAGGCUGAUCUCCGCUGGGACACAGGACAGUGAGUGGGGCUCCCCAACAUCCCUAGAAGGCCAGCUGGGCUGUGUGCUCGUCUUCCAUGAAGCUCUGCAACCCACCCAAGUCAAGGCACAAUAUUGCACAGGGCCCAACUGUGUUUCUCCAUUAAAAAGUCAAGAUUCGGACGUCGGUGACCUGCAUUCUAAGCUCCUUCUGUUUUAUGUCCCAAAGGCCUGCAGAAACCCCAUCUGUCUGGACUUGUCGUCAAACCUCCUUCAUGGCAGACUGACGGGCAAAAAGGUGGUGAACUGGGAUAUUAAGGACAUGAUCAACACCAUUGGUGGAGUCAACGCCCUCUUCCCUCUGCUGGAGCAAAUCAGUCACCUGAGCAAGAUGGAGAAAAUCGACAGGGACCCCACCGGUGACUACAUCACCACUGAUCUGUCAACGCCAAUGGAAGGAGACUGGGUGGUGCUGCCCUCAACCAGGGCCUCAGAGGCUCGGCUGGAGAAAAACAUCGUAGCCACGUUUCUACUGCUGAUGAAGCACUUCAUCCGGAGACACCCCAUCAACCAGGAAAGCCUGAUCCACUCUCACGGGGUGGCCACUCUGGGGGCACUCCUGCAGAAGAUGCCCAGCCGUCUGAUGGAUGUGAAUGUGCUCGUCGGGGUCCAGCUGCUCAUCGAGCAGGUCAGCUCGGAGAAGAACAUGCAGCUCCUUCAGCAGAUGCACCAGCACCUCCUCUUUGACUUUCGCCUGUGGAAUCAAGGAGACUUUCCUUUUAGAAUUGGACACAUUCAGUACUUGUCCACCAUAAUCAAAGAUGGCCGGAAGCAGUUCAAAAGGAAAUACGGAGUGCAGUUUCUGCUGGACACCAUCCGCUUGUACUACGGGGCGCAUGCAGAGGACAGUGAGCUGAGCGCAGACGAUAUCAGAACGAUCCGUGCGUCCCUCUUUGGGCUGCUCAAGUACUUCCUGAGCAAAGGCGUUAUGGUGGAGGAUGUGCAGAGCAUUCUGGGAUACAUUGCUGCCAUUGGAGAGGAGGAGCAGCUCUGCGGGAUUUUAGAAAUCUUACUGAGCCUGCUGCAGACCAGCGCGGCCCGGGACCAACUCUUCCUGCUGCUCUUUGAAGUCGGCAAUGCAGAAAUCUUUUACACGCUGCUGCUCAACCACAAGUACUCGGACAAAGUCAGAGAACUGGUCUUUAAGGUUUUUGAGAGGAUGCUGAAAUGCGACAAGGUGUACGAGAAGAGCAAGCAGCGGAUCAGACUGCGCGAGGUGGGCUAUUCGGGCCUCAUGCUGCUCUUUAACGACCUGCCCAUUACACACGUGCUUAUUAAGAGCCUGUUGAAUCAGGUGCUCAGCAUAGAUCAAGUGGUCAGCUACAAGGACCUGAUGGCGGUGGUGGAGCUGUCUCAUAAAGCGGGCUUGAGCGUGCGGCUGCUGAUCUGCAGAAAGCUUCACCACCUGUUACAGAUGCACCAGGACGCCUCCCAGCAAAUUUCACGACAGCCCGGAUGGCAGGAGACGCUGGUCAAGCUCUUUCUCAGGGAAAAUGCAGAACUGCGAGACGGGAGCAGCAGGACGGACUCCUCCAGCUCCAGCAGUUUGGAUCUGCUCAAGAGCCGGAACAGCUUGGCCGAAUCCCACCAGGGUCCAGAGAAGAAAAGCCCUGGGGACCUUCAGAUCUUGGAGGUAUUGGACGGCAGAGAAGAGAUGGACAUAUCGAUGGACUCCCUCAUCAUCACUGACAGACCGAUGGGUAACGGGAGCGCGACGCCCUCAGAGUUACAGAGCAGGAGCUGGCCUGGCAAGCCGGGAGACUUGACGCUGGACCUGUCCAGGAUCGGCUCCUCCGAGCAGGAGCACAGUGGAAGCCAAACCCCUGGAAGCCUGCCAAGCACGCCUUCGCCCCUGGAGACCAGCAAGCCUUUUCCCAGCAUCCAAUACGACCGGGAGACAUCACUGAUGACGGAGGACAACUUCAGCUUCACUGAAGACUUUCUCUUUGACAGCUUUAUUGGCGGGGAGAGGAGCGAGGAGGAGCUGACCCGAAUGUUGACGGAGAUUUUGCUGUGCGUCAUGUGGAGAGGUGUGGACGGCUCUGACGACACGGCUUGGCAGGAGCGCGGGCAGGUCUUCUCUGCUCUUACUAAACUGGGAACGGCCAACGAACUGCUGCUGCCCGCAGAUGAGAUUAAAUUGAGUCUCCUGGAGAAGAUGCUGGAGUGGGCGGUGACGGACAACAGGGAGGCGUCGGCAGCCACCUUGCCAGUCCACACGGAAAAUGCUGUCCGGCUGCUCCACAUAGUCCAGGACUUCCUUCAGGCAGAGGGGCUGGUCAACCCCAGCAUGUGGACAGAGAAGGUCCUUGAGGAGGCUGUGACCUUGAUGGACGGCCUCAUGGUGUGGUACACAUCUGGCACCCAGUGGAUGCAGCUCUCUCAGAUUGGCGUGAGGCUCCUGCUGGGCUUCAUGGCGCAGGAUAACAUACAGCUGUGUGCCAUGGCCACUGCCAAGCUGAACACCAUCCUUCAGACCAAGUCUAUCGAGAGCCAGGAGGAGGCCUGCUAUCUUCUGGGCAAACUGGAGGCCAUCCUGAUCAAGUCCAUCCGGGACCGCACUGAGACGUACUCCUUCCUGAUCCCGCUCAUCCGCACUCUGCUGUCCAAGAUCUACGAGCUCCUCUACAUGCAGCUGCACCUGCCCGCGCUGCCCAACACCAACGGCAGCCCCUCGUUCUUUGAGGACUUCCGGGAGUACUGCGGCUCCGAAGAGUGGCGCAUCUAUCUGGACAAAUAUAUCAUCCCCUACAUGAAGCAGUACGAAAUUGAAAUGUUCAGCAGGAGCCACGAGGCCAUGGCCAUCUUCUGGAAGGACUCCUAUGAGGCCUUCAUGGUCAACCUACACAGGAGGGAGAGGGAGAAGGGCGAGAGCAAACUGAAAUUUCAGGAGUUCUUUGUGGAGCCUUUCACACGCAGAGCAAGACAAGAAAAUCUGCGCUACAACAGUAUGCUGAAGCAGAUGACAUUACAGCACAGCGCUACCCUGAGGCAGUGGAAGGCAGCCUACCGGGAGCUGGUGUGUGCCAGGGGACCCUGGGCAGACAGGUGUCCCACCUCUCUGCACUGGAAGUUGUCCAGUGCUGAAAACUACUCGCGCAUGAGGCUCAAACUGGUGCCAAACUACAGCUUUGACCCCCACAUGGAUGCCAGUGCCCUGAGAGAUAAUCUGGGAGUCCAACACAGCCAGCCAUCGAACGAGUCCCUGCUGCUGGAGGCGGCGAAACAAGUGAAGGUCAGCGGCCUUGAGGACGACAUGCUGGAUCUGCCCGAGGAGGAGCUCGCCCCCGGCUCCACGAAUGAAAAUGGUGACCAGAAUCAGAAGGAGAAGCUUGUGAUCACAGAGGAGUGUGAACUCAUCACCGUGAUGGACAUCAUUCCUGGCCGGCUGGAAGUGACCACGCAGCACAUUUACUUUUUUGACGGCAGCAUUGAGAAGGAGGAAGGGGUGGGCUACGAUUUCAAGUGGCCGCUGUCGCAGAUCAGGGAGAUGCACUUGCGGCGCUACAACCUCCGGCGGUCCGCUCUGGAGAUCUUCUUAAUCGACCAGACAAACUACUUCCUGAACUUCAAGAAAGAGCAAAGGAACAAGGUGUACAGCCGGAUUCUGUCUCUGCACACCCCAAACCUCCCCGGGACCCGCUCCCCUCAGGAACUGCUGAAAGCGUCUGGUUUGACUCAGAAAUGGGUGAACCGGGAGAUCUCCAACUUCGACUAUUUAAUUCAGCUGAACACGAUAGCGGGGAGGACGUACAACGACCUUGCACAGUACCCAGUGUUCCCCUGGAUUCUUGCCGACUACACCUCUGAGGAGCUCAAUCUGAACAACCCCGCCGUCUUCCGAGAUCUGUCCAAACCUAUAGGCGUGGCGAACGAGAAGAACGCCAAAUGUGUGCGUGAGAGGUACGAGAACUUUGAGGAUCCCACCGGCACCAUCGACAAGUUCCACUAUGGCACCCACUACUCCAACGCUGCUGGGGUGAUGCACUACCUGAUCAGAGUGGAGCCGUUCACAACACUGCACAUCCAACUCCAGAGUGGCCGAUUCGACUGUGCAGACCGGCAGUUCCACUCCAUUCCUGCCACCUGGCAAGCACUCAUGGACAACCCCAAUGAUGUCAAGGAGCUCAUCCCUGAAUUCUUCUACUUUCCAGAAUUCUUGGAGAAUCAGAACAACUUUGACCUUGGCCGCCUUCAGUUGACGAAAGACCGCGUCAACCAUGUGGUCCUUCCGAAUUGGGCAAAAUCCCCAGAGGAGUUCAUCUAUAAGCACCGGAAAGCCCUGGAGUCCGAGUUUGUGUCUGCGCACCUCCACGAGUGGAUCGACCUGAUCUUCGGCUACAAGCAGAGGGGUCCUGCUGCCAUCGAGGCCCUCAACGUCUUCUACUACUGCACCUAUGAAGGAGCCGUCGACUUGGACAGCAUCGUCAACGAGAAAGAGAGGAAGGCCUUGGAAGGCAUGAUCAGUAAUUUUGGGCAGACGCCAUGUCAGCUGCUCAAGGAGCCUCAUCCCGUCCGGCUGUCAUCAGAGGAGGUGGAGAAGCGACAGUCAAAGCUGGACAGCUACCCCCUGUCCAUCUUCCAGAACCUGUCGGAGCUCAAAUCCUUCUUUGUGGAGGGGAUCAGUGACAACUUCCCAAUAGUCAAGGCAGUGGUCCCCAAGAAUCAGGCGCACUCAUUCAUGUCUCAGGGCAGUCCGGACACACUGGUAACAGUGAGCCAGAACUGCCUGAUAGGAACUCAUGGAUGGCUGCCCUACGACAGGAGCAUCUCCAACUACUUCACGUUCACUAGGGACCCGACGGCGUCCAGCCCCAAAAGCCAACGCUUCAUCUAUGGCCCUUUUGCCCCGGGUCUGGAGGUUUCCUCCCAGCUGUUCGUGGUGUCACAUGACGGAAAGCUGCUUUUCAGCGGAGGCCACUGGGACAACAGCAUUCGGGUCACCUCUCUGACUCGGAUCCGGCUGAUUGGACAGCACAUAAGGCACAUGGAUGUUGUGACGUGUCUGGCGACGGACUACUGUGGGAUUCACCUCAUUUCAGGCUCACGUGACACGACCUGCAUGAUCUGGCAAAUCCUGGUUCAGGGUGGAGUAGCGGUGGGCCUGUCACCGAAGCCUUUACAGGUGCUGUAUGGGCACACAGACGAGGUGUCAAGCGUUCACAUCAGCACGGAACUGGACGUGGCCAUCUCUGGCUCUCGGGACGGCACUGUCAUCGUGCACUCCAUCCGGAGAGGCCAGUACAUGAGGACGCUGAGGCCGCCGUGUGAGAGUUCUCUACCGAUGGCCGUCCAUAACCUGGCCAUGUCCUGGGAUGGACACAUAGUGGUCCACACUUCCAUUGAAGGGAAGUCCAGCCUCAAGGAUAAGAAUGCCCUUCACUUGUACUCGGUCAACGGCAAACACCUGAGCUCGGCCAGUCUGAAGGAGCAGGUGUCCGACCUGUGCAUCGCCGGGGAGCACGUCCUUCUGGGCAGCAGGCAGGGCUUCCUCUCGUUUCGCGACCUCUACAGCCUGACUCUGAGCACGUCCCCCAUCGACAUGCGGGUGCCAGUCCACUGUGUCUCGGUGACAAAGGAGCACAGCCAUACGCUGGUGGGCCUGGAGGACGGCAAGCUGAUCAUCGUGGGCAUUGGACGGCCGGCAGAGAUGCGCCCAGGCCAGAUCACACGGAAGCUUUGGGGCUCCAGACGGCUGACCCAGAUCUCGUCGGGAGAAACCGAAUACAACACCCAGCAUCCAAAAUGAGGAGCCCGCCCGGCGGUUCAAGCCUUCUGUGGCCCCACCCCGAUGGACGCGCAGGCUUCCCCGUGAAUUUGCACUCGCCGGGUUUCGCUGUUGGGAUGGCACUGAGCUCGCGGACGUCUCUGCCGUCGUGUCUUCAAGGAAAGCGUGGCCACCUGCUCGGGGAAUGCUGGGCACCAUCAGUGCCCACCGUGUGAGUUGAUGAGCUGAGGUGUGGUUGGUGGCCAGUCGGAGGACCCCGAGAAGCCAGUCACUGGACUGAGGAGGGCGGGCCCACUGCGCCCGUCCACAUGUAAAUAGACUCCGGGGCAGAUGGGAAGUGGGCUGCUGGUGGGGGGUUGAGUGUUGGUGAUUUUUAUAUAAGAAUUUACAAAAUUAUGCAAAUGGGAAAUUGUGAAAGUUCACCUCCAAAUUACAGGUCUGUGCCCGUGGCCACCACGAAGGGUCACUACAGUUGCCUUCAUCAAGUGGGACAAGCCGGUGGGGGGCGUGGGGUUUUCCAUCUGCAGUGCUGGGCCCUUCUCAGAGUCAGGCUGGCAUUGGCAAAGUAACUGCGGGCACACUGACCACCGGAUCUCUGUAAGGCAGUGACUGGCCACUUUCUCAGGACAGGAGUGCCGUUUUACACCACCUAAAAGUGACCACUACUAUUCUAGCCAUUUCAGGACCCCACUGUCAUAUCCUUAAUGACAAGUGAGGGGGGUGACUGGGGUACACUGACCAGGAGUCACUGGCCCUGCUUACACUACCAUAAGGUGACCACUGCUGUCCCUCCCCUGCAUACACAGCCUAAAACUGACCCUUAAUGACACACCAGUGACGAUUGUGAAUGCCAGUGCACACCGUGACCUGAAGUCCACUACCAUAAAGUGACCACAGCUGUCCUGUCCAGCUGUAAACUGACUGCUGUGAUGAGUGUAACCAAUAAUGGACACAACGUCCUGAUGUCACUGUCACCGCACACACACUACCCUGUACUGACAGUCCCAUGAUGUCCA